GUAGGGGAGGAGAAGUCGGUAGGGGAGUUAAGGGCUCCUCUGCAGGCCCCAACGCUCGCGCCGCUGGCUCCGCCAGGCCCAUUCCGUGGACCGGCAUGCCAAAGCCCCGCGCGGGAGGUUGGGGUCCCGGCGCUCCAGCUCCAAAUCCCGCAGUCUCCUGCCCACACGGCGCGCAGACCGCGACACCAAGGCCUUUGGGGCAGCCUCUUGCCCAAGGUCACCCUCGCGGCCGCGGAGCUCCGCCGGCCACAGCGCUUAGAGAUCCCGCCCCCGUCCGUCCGCUGGCCUUUGGGGGCGUAGGGUGGGCGCGGCUUGACGGCCUCGGGUUCGAGCCACCAAUGCGUGAGGCCUGACGAGCUGAGCUGGGAGAAAGACUGCUCCUGGACUUCGCUGAUCUUCUGUUUAAAAGUCAAUGUGAUUUUAAUUUGAAGCAAAACUGAAAUGGGUUCUUCUUCCUCAUUCUAUUUAUAUUGCUUUUUGAUGGCCAUGGCAUAAGGAACUUUAUCCCAGGAAUACAGCUUUGCAUUAGCACUGAACAAGAUUUGUGAUGAAAUGGAGCCUGGAACAAACUCUUUUCGGGUAGAAUUUCCUGAUUUUUCCAGCACCAUUCUACAGAAACUGAACCAGCAGCGCCAGCAAGGACAAUUAUGUGACGUCUCCAUUGUUGUCCAAGGCCACAUUUUCCGGGCACACAAAGCCGUUCUUGCUGCCAGUUCACCCUACUUUUGUGACCAGGUACUCCUGAAAAACAGCAGGAGAAUUGUUUUGCCUGAUGUGAUGAACCCAAGAGUGUUUGAGAACAUUCUCCUAUCUAGUUAUACAGGACGUCUAGUAAUGCCCGCUCCAGAAAUUGUUAGUUACUUGACAGCGGCAAGCUUCCUCCAGAUGUGGCAUGUGGUAGACAAAUGCACUGAAGUUUUAGAGGGAAACCCUACAGUCCUUUGUCAGAAGCUAAAUCAUGGCAGUGACCACCAGUCACCAAGCAGCAGUAGUUAUAAUGGCCUGGUAGAGAGCUUUGAGCUGGGCUCUGGGGGUCAUACUGAUUUUCCCAAAGCCCAAGAACUGAGGGAUGGUGAAAAUGAAGAGGAGAGCACCAAAGACGAGCUGUCAUCCCAGCUCACCGAGCAUGAAUACCUGCCCAGCAACUCGUCCACAGAGCAUGACCGCCUGAGCACGGAAAUGGCAAGCCAGGAUGGGGAGGAGGGCGCCAGCGACAGUGCUGAGUUCCACUACACCCGGCCCAUGUACAGCAAGCCCAGCAUCAUGGCUCACAAACGCUGGAUCCACGUGAAGCCCGAGCGCUUAGAACAGGCUUGCGAGGGCAUGGAUGUGCACGCGACCUAUGACGAGCACCAGGUCACAGAGUCCAUCAACACCGUGCAGACAGAGCACACGGUCCAGCCUUCAGGAGUGGAGGAGGACUUCCAUAUUGGGGAAAAGAAAGUGGAAGCUGAGUUUGAUGAACAGGCUGAUGAAAGCAAUUAUGAUGAGCAGGUGGAUUUCUAUGGCUCUUCCAUGGAAGAGUUUUCCGGAGAGAGGUCAGAUGGGAAUCUAAUUGGGCACAGACAGGAGGCUGCCCUCGCAGCAGGCUACAGUGAGAAUAUUGAAAUGGUAACAGGGAUUAAAGAAGAAGCUUCCCACUUAGGAUUCUCAGCCACCGACAAGCUGUAUCCUUGUCAGUGUGGGAAAAGUUUCACUCACAAGAGUCAGAGAGAUCGGCACAUGAGCAUGCACCUCGGUCUUCGGCCUUACGGCUGUGGUGUCUGCGGUAAGAAAUUCAAAAUGAAGCACCAUCUCGUGGGCCACAUGAAGAUUCACACGGGCAUAAAGCCGUAUGAGUGUAAUAUCUGUGCAAAGAGGUUUAUGUGGAGGGACAGUUUCCACCGGCAUGUGACUUCUUGUACCAAGUCCUAUGAAGCUGCAAAGGCUGAGCAGAAUACAACUGAGGCUAACUAAAAAUAGGAUCUGGCCCUUGAGUGGCAUGCACAAAAAUAAACUAUGGUAAUUAAUGCAAAUCUGGGCACAGAUGAUGCGUGCUACUUGCUAUUAUGAGAGAAGCUUAAAAAAAAAAAAAAGGAAGAUAUUUCUGAAAGACCAGCUCUAAGUAGGCCAAUUAAAAAAAUCUAAUUCCUCAAAUUUGUGUGUUCCAGUCCUGGCCUGGAAUGGGUAAUGGUGUGAGUUAGCCCACCGCCCAGCUGGCAAGGGAAACCUUCUGACCGGUUGUGAUUGAAACAGGUGGACAGAGACACCUGCACUUGGAACUGGACUCCACCUACCAGUUCCGUUUCGGGUGGCAGCAGCUUUGGAUCACUCAUUAUUACAAGAUCAUGCUGAAAUUUUAUUUUGCUCUUGCUAUAGAUACUUAGGUAAUGUGGAUUUGUUUUGGUAGCUAUCUCACUGAAGGAAGUGCUACUUAUAUAAAAGCUACAAAUAAUGUGAUUCCUAGGAUGAGAAAUUGGUUAACAGAGCUCUGUUGCCUGGUUUUAUUCUUUCUAAAGGAUAUUUUAACUAAAACUAUGGAAAUGCUAAGAGAGUGACUUUCUAAAUAUGAAACAGAUAACUUACGGUACAAGGCUGAUAUAGUGCCCUUGUCAGUUUCUGUAAGGUGCCACUACUGUCACAAGGUGUUUCAGACUCUUGAUAAGGCAGUGUUUUGUAUUUUAGUUCUAACAUUGAGUUUGGACAGUUGUAUCUAAUUGUAAUUCUCUAGGGUGCCAGAGAUAGGUAUUUCUCAUUGGUUUGCUUUCCCAAAUCCUGUUUGGUUAAUUGUAGCCUCCAUGCAGUGGGGUCUGCUCUGUGGCUGGUAGACACCAAGCUGCUGUGACUGACCACGGUACCACGGGCCGCCGCAGCCCCUGCUCUGUUUUAGAUUAUGGUGCUUUACAAAGAGGAUGGUCCAUGACCACAUUUAUUGAGAAGGAGCCACAAGUUGUGGCUGAGAGUUCCCUGUGAACUUGAGUAGUUCAUAGAGUGCUAAGGUGACACUCUACCAACCAGAGUGAGAGGGCAGAUAGGCAGGAUUCUAUGAGUGGUUAUACUUAAGGGGGAAAACACUGCCCAAGAAGAAUCUUGAAAAUACACUCUUUCAAGGUGGGGGAGAUACUCUUUAGAGGGUACACUGAGCUAAUACUGCCAGUUCUUUAUGAGCGCUGGAAUGUGUUUGUAAAAGGAGUCCUAAGUUUAGCAAGGUAGUCUACAGAAUCAUGCUCCCACAUUAUAGAUAAAGCUGCUUAAACUUACAAGUCCACAAAACUAUGCCGACCAGAAACAAAAAUAAAAAAACAAGAAAAGCAACUAUUCUGAGACCUUUUCUGCCCAUCAGUUAGAUGAUUUAGGUUAAAAAGAAAGGUAUAUUACACAUGCUUUUAAGCUGUGUAAUACACCUGAGGUUGUCACCAGGGUAGGACAGGGUGCUACUACUAUGCCAUCUUUUCCACAGUCGUACUGGGUUAUUUACUUCUAAAUAGAAACUUUUUUUCCUUAAAAUAAAAAUAAUUUUUCUUGGAUUUGGGGUGAAAUUUUAUUUGAAAAGUUUGGCUUUGCUGUAAUGUAAUAGACAUUGCUGGCAACGGCCUCUGAUUCUCAAGCUCCUAACACCAGGGUGUUUACUUGUUGAACAUUGUCUGGAAAGAGGAAAGAAAAUACUUAUUUACCAGUUAACUCUUGUAAGCAAGAUUACAAACAGGGAUUUAUUCACAACACUGUAUCAUUCUCGAUAUAUAAAAAGCACUUUGUAUUUAAAACUUUAUUAUAAAUAUAUAUAUAUAUAUUGUUUUUUUAAAACCUAGAAACUAGAUAUUACCUCUUGGUUGUUUACCACAUUAAUAGCUUCUCUUAGUAUUGAAACGUUACUGGUUAGCAGUCUUUUCUCUGUGUACCUGACACACGUAUACAGAGGGGACUGUACAAUCAAGCCUAUUGUCUCCUUUCAUUCAUGGUAGAGGCCAGUGGGUUUUAGGUAUGAUCCUAGCCAUUAUAUUUGAGGAGAAAUUGUUCUAUUACUCCUACUAAUUUCAGUACUAAGGUGGUGAUGCCAUUUUGUUCUGCCAAAAACUGAUCACCCUCUCCCAUGGUAUUAGAGCAUUUUCUGCCUGUUUGGAAGGUUUGAUGUCCUGUUUCUCAUUGACUAUUUACGUGAUCAUUAGGACAUUGCGGGAGAAGAGUCUGAGAGGUAAAAAUACAGAUAUUCCGGGAGAGUCGUGGUCCUUCAGUUCUGCUGAAAUCAGCAUAGUGCCCUUGUCAUGAGGAAGAGUUUCUGUUCAGCCAAGAGUGGUGGCACGCUUGGGUGGUAGUUUUGGAAGCAGUCAGUUGUGCUAGGACUUAUUUAAUAUGUUGUGAAGAGAAGAGUGUCUUCUUGAAAGCCUUAUGUGUCCAUCAGCUACUAAAUGUAGAACUUAAAUAAGUUGCUCACAUCUGUUCUUUUAAGUUUUUUGUGGUAUUUGAGGUUUUGGCAAAAAUUGGGAUUUUUUUUAUCAGGCAGCCAGAGCCUGUGAGGUGGUAGGGUGUCUGAAAUGCUGGCCAUGUUCAGAGAGGCAGGAGAAGGAGAUUGCUUUCAUUUGAAUAUUAAAAGUGAAUUUUUGUAAACUCUAGUUUUUACCUUUUUUUCAUCCCCACCUUGGGUUGGAGGAAUAGUCUCUUCUCUUCACUUCAAUAUAGCUUUAGAAAAUCUUUAUCUUUCCUAAUGAGUUUGGAGAGUUGUGGGUAACAUUGUUCAAACAGUCUUUCAGGGAUCACGUCAAUGGCCUACAACCAAGCUAUUUGUCCUCCACUUUGAGUCUUAACUGUGGUUUUUUUUUCAAUCCCCGUGGGAAAGGGCUUCAAGGCACCACCAGUAGUAUUUAAUAUGCAUACUUGGGGCCAGGCACGGUGACUCACGCCUGUAAUCCCAGCACUUUGGGAGGCCGAGAUGAGUGGAUCAUCUGAGGUCAGGAGUUCGUGACCAGCCUGACCAACAUAGUGAAACCCCAUCUCUACUAAAAAUACAAAAAUUAGCCGGGCGUGGUGGUGCACACCUGUAAUCCCAGCUACUCAGGAGGCUGAGGCAGGAGAAUCACUUGAACCUGGGAGGCGGAGGUUGCAGUGAGCUGUGAGUGCACCACCACACUCCAGCCUGUGCGACAGAGCGAGACUCUGUCUCAAAAAAAAAAAAAUCAUACUUAUACCACGCUUUUACCUUUAGAUACACACAUUACAGUAAUCCACGUGGUGAAGUGCAUGUCACCAUUAACUAAGGAACAACUGCAGUAACUUACCCUGCAGGGCUGUAGGUUGCCUGCAGGCGCUCCAGGGCCCCAGCCUGUUGAUUCCGAUUUCUAAGUCUCAUCUUCCUCUGGUCCCUUUUGGCCACUACUUUAAAAGCUUGCCCAAAAGGAUCCCCUCCAUUCUAGUGGGCAUUUGCUGAACUAACCCGACCCUAAGGCUGGCUUCUAACCACCGGGGAAAGCUGCUUAGCCUCCAGGGCUCCCUCCUUGAGAGGCCCACACACCCCCAAGCUGCUGUGGAAGUGAAUUUGAGACGGAGCAGAAGCUGCAAAGCCGUGCUUUCCCUGGGGAAGGGGAUGUGCUGCGGCCUCCUGGGUGGGCGUGGAGAGGGCGCCAUCACAACGAGUCCAGGUUUUUGCUUUUGGAAGGUCUCUGAUAAUUUAGAGAUGCUGGAAACCAGCACCGUGUUAUCCCCAAUCCCUCCCGUGCCACCAGUUUUGUGAUUUAGGUUGCUUUAGUGGGUGACUAACUUUUGUUCAGUGAAACCAGGGUUUGUUUGGGGUUUUUUUCUUUGCUACUUACAUAUUUAAAGGUACAAGUUUCUUAUUUCAAAUCUCUACUGAUAGUGCCCUAUGGGAAGAUGCUGGAACACAUUUUGCAAAUGUGACUUUUUUUUUUUUUUUUUUUAAUUUUUGCUUGAAGCCAGUGUCAUGUUAGUUGCUGCUGCCUUCUUUCCUUUUAUGAGGUUCCCAAUGUUUCGUCGAGAAAAGUACUUUAUUUAUGCAAGUCAGGUGACUCUUAGGCCACAAAACCAUUUGAUGAUAAACAGAUUAUCAUUAGGUGCAUAUCUUAUUGAUAUUUUGUGAAAUGUUAUGCCUAUGUUGCAAAAGUUGAAUAGUUUUGUCUUUAUAUAUUGCUGUCUUCAGUGUACAGCAUGGUUUUACUUAAUUGAAUGUUAAUAUUUAAUAUUUUCUUCUUAUAGAAGAGAUCAUGCCCUUUUGUAUGACAUGUUUUAAUAAAUGUUAUCUGUCAACUUUGUAAAA
Molecule: messenger RNA, 6244 nt
Organism: Symphalangus syndactylus (siamang)
Lineage: Eukaryota; Metazoa; Chordata; Mammalia; Primates; Hylobatidae
Gene: ZBTB43
Product: zinc finger and BTB domain containing 43
Biological process (GO): regulation of transcription by RNA polymerase II
Molecular function (GO): RNA polymerase II cis-regulatory region sequence-specific DNA binding; DNA-binding transcription factor activity, RNA polymerase II-specific; protein binding
Source: RefSeq, a predicted model, not a curated record